AUGUCGUCCGUUCCUAUGUCGCAGCUCACGCCCGAGCAGCGUGACGAGCUGCUGUGCAUCUACUCAUCGCUCAUCCUAUACGACGAGGGUAUCGAGAUCAGCGCCGAUAACAUCACCAAGCUUAUCAAGGCUGUUAAUGUCAAUGUACAGCCUUUCAGGCCUAUGCUCUUCGCCAGGGCUCUAGAGGGCAAGAACAUCGGCGAACUCUUUGCUGGUGUAGGCUCCUCAGCAGCCGCGGCCCCUGUAGCUGCAGCUGGAGCUGCUGCCGCUGGUGGUGAAGCCAAGGAAGAGGCCAAGAAGCCUGAACCCGAACCAGAGGAGGAAGAGGAUGACAUGGAGGUAUUAUAUAUCGCAAUAUCGAUCGACAUAAUGGUAGUUGAUCCAAGUUGGGACGAUAUACCAGACGACUUCGUGCUCCCAGCCGGGAACGCAAAACGCGGCGCCAAACUAUUCAAGAAACAUUGUCAACAGUGCCAUUCUAUGCGCCCAGAUAAUCGGCAGACUUCAGGUUUUGCUACAGUAGGACCGACACUAUUCAAUGUGUACUGCCGGACGGCAGGCGCUAAGGGGCAUGACAGUGUCACUGGUAUCACAGCUACACUACAGAAUGCGGGUAUAGUAUGGACCGAUGCGAAUUUGAUGAGGUAUAUGAAGAACCCAGAACGUUUUGUAAGCUCAGUAGUGGGUAUGAACUUUUCAGGGUUACCUAAUUUCCAAGAUCGUGUUGAUAUAGUACACUUUCUCAGAGACCUAACACCAGAUGGUGCUGUGGGCAAGCGAAUCAUGGAGGAAUGCAAACGAAAAUAA
Molecule: messenger RNA, 807 nt
Organism: Babesia sp. Xinjiang
Lineage: Eukaryota; Apicomplexa; Aconoidasida; Piroplasmida; Babesiidae
Product: Cytochrome c
Exons: 4
Coding region: 1-807 (268 amino acids)
Biological process (GO): cytoplasmic translation; translational elongation
Cellular component (GO): ribosome; cytosolic large ribosomal subunit
Molecular function (GO): ribonucleoprotein complex binding; electron transfer activity; protein kinase activator activity
Source: RefSeq, a predicted model, not a curated record